CGCGAGCGCUGCACGCGCGGAGGGCCCCGAGGCGGCGGCGGUUGUUUGGCGGUGGUUUGGUGGGAGACGACUCGGGGUGAAGAAGACGAACCUCGCUCGUGGCGCCAUCACACGGCGUCUCGCCGCUGCUGCAGGCAGCGAGCCGGGCAGCCAGGCGGGACCUGCGCCCGGGCAGAAGUGAUGCCCUCUGCCUAGGGAGCCGAGAAGCGUGCGAUGGAGAGUGAGGCGGACACCGCAGCCAGAGAAGCGUCUCACGGCCAUCCUGAGGCUCAGACUGCCACGUGGGUCCCGGCCCAUGCCAGUGAGUCAGGCGUGUGCUGCAGUGAGGAGGGCGAGGAGGAGGAGGAGGCUUGGUUCGGCUGGGAGGAGUACCUCGACGAGAUAGGAGCCGUCGCUGCGCCACACACCAGCUUCUUGCACGUGGAGCGGAGCCUACAGAGCAGUCUCAGCGCCGGCAUGCUUCUGGAGGUGGCGAACGGUGGCGCGCCGCCCGCCACGUUCUGGCCAGCGGAGGUGGUGAUGACUUGCGGCCCGCUGCUGCUGCUGCGACCCGUCGGGCACGGGGGCGACCGCAGCGCCGACUUCUGGCGCGACAUCCUGACGGCCGAGCUGCACCCCGUGGGGUGGUGCGCCCGGCACCAGCGCAGCCUGGUGCCACCGUGCGUGAUCAGAGAGAAGCACCCGCGCUGGGAGGCGCUGCUCGCCGAGGGCCUCGCGAACGCCCGCACCGCACCACCCAGCCUCCUGGAAGGGCCCAACCGUGGGCGGCCACCGGUGGAGCUGAUCGUGCCGGGCGAGCGGCUGGAGGUGCGGGAGGCCACGGGGCGCGAGUUGCGGGCGUGGCCGGCGGCCGUGGUGCGCAACGUGGGCGGCCGCCUUCGGCUGCGGCCGUGCGGGCUGGGCCCCGAGGAGGCGGCGCGUGACGCGUGGCUCUUCUACCUCCACCCGCGCCUCCACCCGCUGGGCUGGGCCCGCAGGAACCGGUGCGCCGUGGAGCCCCCGGCCGCCGUCGCUUCUCUGCGCACAGCGGAGCAGUGGGAGGCGGCGCGUCGGGAGGCGUACGACCCGGACGCGCGGGACGCGGUCCCCCCAGAAAUCUUCAAGGAGGUGGCGGAAUCGCGAAGCCAUCGCUUCAGCCAGGGCAUGAAGCUGGAGGCCGUGCACCCAACACUGCCCUUCAGCAUCGCCCCGGCCACAGUCACCAAGGUGCUAAGCGAGCGGUUUUUCGUGGUGGAGAUGGACGCGGCGGGUGGGGAGGUGGCGCCGCUCGCCCCCCUCGUGUGUUCCCUCGAUGGCCCCAUCGCUCUGCCAGCGCAGUGGAGCCUCAAGAACGGGGUGCCCUGCACGCCGCCCCCCGGCUAUGAGGGACAGGAUUUUGACUGGGCCGAGUACUUGAAGAGCUCGGGAGCGGAGGCGGCGCCUGGUUCGUGCUUCCUGACGGACGAGCCGCAGCACGGGUUCAUCCAGGGGAUGCGCCUGGAGGGGGUGAACCCGCUGCUUCCCAGCGAGCUGUGCGUGGCCACCGUCACACACCUCCGCCACCACCUCAUGUGGCUGCGUCUGGAAGGCCUGCAGCAGCCGCAGCCUGACUGCAUAGUGGACGUGCGCUCCAUGGACAUCUUCCCCGUCGGGUGGAGUGAGUCCAACGGUUACCCGCUGCGGGCGCCCCGUCGCUCCCCACCUGUCGGCGUCGCCCACAGGAAGAUUGCCGUUGUGCAGCCGAAGCAACAAGUGCCGGUGCCAUUUGCCGCGGGGGAGACGCGGGCGCGGAGGGAGCUGUCGCUGCAGCCAAGCGACACGGGACCCGGCAGUGGCAAGUACUGCUGCCCCAAGAUCUUCAUCAACCACCGCUGCUUCUCAGGGCCGUUCCUCAACAAGGGCCGCAUCGCCGAGCUCCCCCAGUCGGUCGGGCCGGGCAGCUGCGUCCUCGUCCUGCGGGAGGUCCUGUCGCUGCUCAUCAACUCCGCGUACAAGCCCAGCCGUGUCCUACACGAGCUACAGCUAAAGGGGCAGCCGCAGUGGGGAGGUCAAGAGGAGACGAUCAAAGCCAAGUACAGCGGGAAGCGCUAUCGCGCCAAGGUGGAGCUGGUGCGCAUGGCGGAGCAGGUGGCGGACUUCUGUCGCAGCACCUGCGUCCGCCUGCAGUGCUGCCCUCUGCUGUUCGGCCCGGCCUCCACCACAAGCUGCUGCCCCGAGAGCUGUCACACCCGCACCAAGACCAAGUACACGUACCACCACGGCAGGAGGCGGUGUCGGCGUGUCGUGCCGAGGUUGGCGAGCGACGGUAACGACCGGGGCCCGAAGCUGGCGCCGCGGAACGGCCUCAAGAGGACGGGCACCGCCUCCAGCGUAGACAGCUCCUGCGCCGGCUCCCCGCAGAACGGGACGCAUGGGCUGGAGGGCGAGGAGUGCGACGAGGUGGAUGAGGAGGAUGAGGAGUCCGGCAGCAGCAGCAGUAGCGCCGCGUCGUCAUCGUGGGCGGGCGAGGAGCCGGCGUCCACGGUCGCCGCGGCGACCGCCGGCGUUUUCUCCUCCUCCUCCUCGCUGGCGCCAGUGCGAGGAGCCGGAGCGACGCGCAAGCCGCCCCGGAGCGUCGCGGCGGCGUCGCGGCCAGCGCCGCAGCUGCCGACGCUGCUGGUGCUGGAGCGGACCAAGCGCAAGCGCAAGAUUCGCUCAUUCUCUUCGGAUGACGAGCAGAGUAAACCGCGGCGCAGCGGCGGCGCAAAGCGGCCCAAGCAGGAGAAGCCGGAGCCGGCGGCCGAGUCAACGCGGCAGCCGGUGACGACGCCGCAGCAGCAGCAGCCAUCGGCGGCGUCGGCGCCAACGCCGGCGCAGCAGGAGUUUGCGCUGGAGAGCAACCCGCUGGGGUGGAGCGUGGCGGACGUGGUGCGGUACAUCAAGAACACCGACUGCUCCCCCAUGGCACGGCUCUUCCUUGAACAGGAGAUCGACGGGCAGGCACUGCUGCUGCUCACGCUGGCAACGGUGCAGGAGUGCAUGGACAUCAAGUUGGGCCCCGCCGUCAAGUUGUGCCACCACGUGGAGCGGCUCAAGGCCGCCUUCUACCGCCAGUUUGCACGCUGACGAGCUUGCUGGCGAGUUUGCUGGCGAGGUGACUGGCGAGGCGGCUGACGGAGGUGGCUGGCGACGUGGCUGGCGACGUGGCUGGCGACGUGGCUGGCAACGUGGCUGGCGAGGUAGCUGGCGACGUGGCUGGCGAGGUGGCUGGCGAUGUGGCUGGCGACGUGGCUGGCGAGGUGACUGGCGAGUGGGCUCAUGAGGUGGCUGGCAAGGCAGCUGGCGAUGUGGCUCAGGGGGCUUGGUUUACAAUGGCCGUGUCGGGAGGUACCCAGCCACCGAGCCGGCAUGAAGGGAUGCGUGGGUUUGGCAAUCGCCGUCGUUUCCUCCACUGCGGAUGCUCGCACGACAGAGUCAUGCGUGUGUGAUCCAUGUUCGUUUUUGGGUUCGGCCCCAUGUAGUUUGUUUUAGUUAAAUUCCAAAAUUCUUGUCGUUGGCCCUCCACCACCCGACGUGGUUGCCACGUUUACGCAGGUGUUCAGUUACACGCGUUGCUAGUGUACCGAUCAUAUUCUGACCGAUGGGGAUCGUUAGGUGGCUCUCGAGGUCUUUUCUGGACAGCAUUCACCACGAACGACGUAUGACGAUGGUCGGCUAAAUAAUAAUAACGACGCCUGUGUGAAGGUGCCGAUCUCGUUGGACCGUGGAGGGUCAUGACGAUAAUCUUGGCAUGAAGACAAACCGCCGUGCGGUUCGACCCAAAAACAAACGCCGGACCCGUUGCGCUGGCCACUAGGGCCUCUAGCGCGUUAAGUCUCAACGGGUUGAUUCUCGAAUCGGUAUCGCGGGUCUUGCAACGCGGGACGGUUGAUCUGAACCCGCCGCUCAGACGUGGUACGUCUCAAACUUACGUGGCCGUGACGUGCGGUACGGAUUUCGAUGGAGCAGUAGCGCACUCGCGGCGUUGCGUGCGCGGCAGCUCUUGGCCUCGAUGCAGAGCCACCGGUUCGGAAGAACCCCAUCUUGGUCACCAUUGUCUCUCCGGCUGCCAACUCGAUACACGUGGACAACCGACACGUGGCGCAGAGUGAAGCGAAGACACGACCGUCGAGCGGUUUCGUCCUCCUUGUUCAGACUCGUCAGCGCAGCAUGGCCAGCAAUGUUCGCUGCUGCCACUUGCCCUGGGAACCCUUACAUGGAGAGAACUUGUACCCCUACACUCUCCCAUUAGCUCUCUCCCAUUAACUCUCCCCAUUAGCUCUCUCCCAUUAGCUCUCCCCAUUAGCUCUCUUCCAUUAGCUCUCCCCAUUAACUCUCUCCCAUUAGCUCUCCCCAUUAGCUCUCCCCAUUAGCUCUCUCCCAUUAGCUCUCCCCAUUAGCUCUCUUCCCAUUAACUCUCCCCAUUAACUCUCCCCAUUAACUCUCUCCCCAUUAGCUCUCCGCAUUAACUCUCCCCAUUAGCUCUCUCCAUUAGCUCUCCCCAUUAACUCUCCCCAUUAGCUCUCCCCAUUAACUCUCCCCAUUAACUCUCUCCCCAUUAGCUCUCUUCCCAUUAACUCUCCCCAUUAACUCUCCCCAUUAACUCUCCCCAUUAACUCUCUCCCCAUUAGCUCUCCCCAUUAGCCCUCUCCAUUAGCUCUCCCCAUUAACUCUCUCCCAUUAGCUCUCUCCCAUUAGCUCUCCCCAUUAACUCUCUCCCCAUUAACUCUCCCCAUUAACUCUCCCCAUUAACUCUCUCCCCAUUAGCUCUCCCCAUUAGCUCUCUCCAUUAGCUCUCCCCAUUAACUCUCUCCCAUUAGCUCUCCCCAUUAGCUCUCCCCAUUAACUCUCUCCCAUUAGCUCUCCCCAUUAGCUCUCCCCAUUAGCUCUCUUCCAUUAGCUCUCUCCCAUUAACUCUCUCCCAUUAGCUCUCCCCAUUAACUCUCUCCCAUUAACUAUCCCCAUUAACUCUCCCCAUUAGCUCUCUUCCAUUAGCUCUCUCCCAUUAACUAUCUCCCAUUAGCUCUCCCCAUUAACUCUCUCCCAUUAACUCUCUCCAUUAACUCUCCCCAUUAACUCUCCCCAUUAGCUCUCUCCCAUUAACUCUCUCCCAUUAGCUCUCCCCAUUAGCUCUCCCAUUAACUCUCCCCAUUAGCUUUCUUCCCAUUAACUCUCUCCCGUUAGCUCUCCCCAUUAGCUCUCCCCCAUUAGAGCUCUCCCCGUUAGCUCUCUCCCCGCUAGUGCUCGCCUCGAGGCUCUAAUAACUCGGAGAGCUUUGGUUCAUGCGAUGCACACAUGUGUUUACACUCCGGCCUUCCACCCGUCACUCUGCUAUGAUGGGUUGUCUUCUCACUGCUGAAUCUGAGGUUCGCCGCACUGGAACAGGUGGAGGAAUCGGCUCGGGUCGAUAUGUUGAAGAAUCAUAGUUCCACGUAUCCCGAAGCGGCCGGUCACCCCAGGGGGCCGAUACCUUCCAGAGAUGCUGAGCCAUCACCGCCGAUAUCCGAGCUCUGAAUCUGCACGUCAGCCGCACCCGUUAAUUAAACUGGAAUUCUCCAGAGCAGCCACCAUUUUAUUUGGUUUUAUAAUGUAAGAAUAUACUUGGGCAUAUUCCGGCUUGGGGGGCGAUGAAGGGUUUCCAUUUGACCGCCGUGAUCCCUGUCCAGCGCCUGCGUUGCGGAAAGAAAUAUAUACAGAGCCCCCGAGACGUUUUUAUCGCUAAUUCUUUUGAACGUUAUGAAUUGCUGUGCAGUCGUGCCUGCCGGUGCUGCCUGGCGAUUUAACCGGAUCGUUUUAGUGGCGGCUUCACGCGAGUUACAUUUUAACCCUUGCCCAUUCCGAUGACGUAGGUGUGUACGUCCUACAUUUUUCUGUUGACUCCAUUCUGAUGACGUACACGUACGUGAUCGUAACGGAAUAGGAAGAAAAAUUAUAAAAUUACUUUAUCGGUACCGAGGCUCCCACAAGGCCAUGCGGGUGGACGUGAGGCACGGUUUGGCGCCAGCUAUCGUAGAGUGGCGGCGGUCGCAUCGCUACGGUUUUCAGCGGUGAGUAACAACGUCUUUAAAAAAGGGCGCUGCUGCUGCUACGUUUCUCGAAGUAAAAUGACCGCUGAGCCGCUCACGCUUUCCGAGAUUCGGUGGUGAACGGGACCCACCCACCCGGAAACUCGGCGUCUCCACGUCCCUGACGGUUCGCGCCGUUUGGUUUGCGCGCGGCGGGGGAUCUGGCCGUCGUGCGUUCAAGUCGACGCGGGGAGGAGAUCUCCCCGACGCAGACUCGCCCGCGGCACACCGCGCCGGCCAUCGCCCGACAGCAGAUGCGGUCGCGAGGCUUUUUUGUUUGUUUGUUUUUACAGAAACGACAGGAAUGUGCCGAUCUGCACGAGCUCGGUUAUUUCAACGGCACUCGAGUGGCAUUAACGACGACGUCAAUUCACUGGGGUUAUGAUCCCGGCGGCGGAAAGAAAUUCGUAAUCACAUUUAACGCACAGCGGCUGCGGCGUGUUUGCUCAGGCAGUUUUUUUGCGAUUCACAAUUCAUGCCUUGGGCGAGGCCGCGGAAUGAUUGGACCAAACAUUGCUUUGAGAAAUUGCUCUCGGGCAAGGUGAUUUGACACGAUGAACGCUUGUUGCACGCGAGCGUUUCUGUCGUUUGGAUGUGUGGGUUAGCUGAGGAGGGUCUUGAGGACACAUACGGCCGGAUCAUCACCGUCGCCUGACCCACCCGAAAGUUUAACUGCGAAUCGUGAUAGCGACACGUUUAGAUUGCGCCUGAAGAGCACAGUCUCGCUCGAGUGCAGCUUCACUUGAGCCGCCACCGUCUUUCUGUCCGGCAGUGGAACUUAUGAACUUGUUCCCCCGGUGCGAUUGUCGUCACGACGGUGCCCUCUGUUCUUGUUACACGGCCGCGUUUUGUACAAAACUCUUCGAUUAGACCCCCCCCCCCGCCCCCGAGUCUGCGCCGGGGAGCACCACGGCCCGGCCACGGCCACGGCCACGGCGGGAGAGGUUGGAGAGAGAUGCCGCUGCUGCUCGUGCCAAAUGUGGGCCCCGUUUUUAUUUUGGCCGACCCGUAGUUUGUCUGAUUUCGGUCUGGAGACUCACUUUUCCCCGAGUCUCAAGACUCACUCUUCACGGUUGGGGGGGCCCUGCUUCCGGCCGAUUAGCCAAUGUUCCUGAAGGACGGAGAGACCAGCGAUCCUACAUCACUCUGUCGUGCCUCCUACAGUCAGUGUGUCUCAAGCACACGGGGACAUCGGCGAUAGUGGUGGUGGUGGUAGUGGUGUCAGAGGUGUUCGCUUGCACCACUUGCCCCAGCAGUCUGUUCAGGUGAUACAGGGGGUCUUUGACUUUGGUGUCAGCGUGAGCCACCAACCCUGCCCUCCGAGCGUCUGGAGGGCAGGUUUGGUGGGUCACGCCGUGAUGCUUUGGCCAACACCAUGGCAACUCGUACACGCGUGCGGGACGGGCCUGCUGUGGGGUUAACGCGGGUUUGUACCGGCAGCAGCGUCCGACUACCCAGGAUCAUGGAGGAGGAGGGGGGGGAUGGCCCACGUGUGGAACAAAGCACAGGUGGAGGAGGCCCUGUCGCGAUGCUCGUGUACAGCUGGGGGUUGUGGACGAGGGUGUCGCCUGCUCUGUGCCAUUGCUGUUUUGUAACUGCGCCUGUUCACCCAGGAGAGCCCUCGUCGAGUUGCAGGGAUCUCUCAGGAGGUGGUCCCCGCUCAGGUUUUGUUUUUAAUCGUCUGGUGGGGGGGGGGGGCGACGCUCACCGAGCGUUUCCCCAAAUCGGCGAUCUGCGAGCAAAGAAUGUUUUUUUUUUUUUACAAGUUUGGAGCACAAUGGCGGCGGCAGCGGCGUUGGCACGUAGCGGCUCUGGGGAGGCAGCAGACUGUGCAUAUCCCCGGCAAGUCAGCCCCGGCUAACACCGCCGGUUGUAUUAUCCGGGGCGGUCUGCUGGACUCUCAAACUGCAAACCUCUGCAAUGAGAAGCAAAGUCAUUGCCUCCCCGUGGUUUUAAAAGCCGCCGGUUCAUCUGGUGGCGUCUUGUUCGUGGGAGCCGUGCGCCUCUUGGACUAUGAAGCCCCGGCGUGUUGAGUAAGAAUAUUGACUAAUUGUAUGCGUGCUGAACUUAUAUUUUAAGUACGGUUACUUCCGCAGCCCGGAUGAUGAUCAGCCCACGGGUAAUGGAGGUUUUCGCUGUCGUUAACAAACCAAUGGCCAUUUACAAAUCGAUGUGACGGACCAGAACUGACCUCGUGGGAAGCGUCUACGCAUUUAUAUUUGCACCUUAAACAAACAAAAAAUGCCGAGAGAAAACAAAAAAAAUCAUUGAUGAAUCCCCAACGCUGCCUGCGCAUCUACGUCGGUCGUGCGUGAAGCUCCCCCCCUCUGUCGGACUGUGCCGGAGAGAGAGAGACAGCGCGCACAAAGUUCUCUCUGUCAGACUUGCGGAGUUCAAUUCCACAGCUCGACAACCUCCCUCCUCCUCCCUCUCUCCCCACGGGGGGAGCAGGUUAGUCCAGGUGAACGGGCCGAAUGCGUGAGCUGUAAAUCCCGCUGAUGUGGGUCGGCUUAACGAACUGGAUGCGAGCGGAGAGGGGCGGGUGCGCGCUGUUGAUUGAUCUAUCGGUGACGCUUCGACAGAACGAAGAACCGGCCCGCUGCAUGACCCCUCGGCGCGAUUCAAAAGCAGCAGGCGCGCCCGUCGUGUUGCGUCGGCCAGAGGUCCUCGGGCGCUGCGUUGGCGCUGCGUGCGUAUUAAUGCAACGCGCGUACGUUAAAUGCCGUAUGCGGUUGGCAACGCAUUGAAUGUGCGGUGAAAGCUGCUCUCGCGGAGUGCGAUAAUGUACGAUACAAACCACUUUUGUUGUUACAACGGGAAAAUUAUAUAUAUAUUUUAUGCAGGAUAUUUUCGAUUUUAAAUCUGCUAUUCCCCUCCGCGCUCUUAAUAUGAAUAUAUUCCCGAUUUAUUAAAGAACCACCAUCACUAUGCCGA
Messenger RNA from Lethenteron reissneri (Far Eastern brook lamprey), 8996 nucleotides. RefSeq names its product scm-like with four MBT domains protein 2. Gene Ontology annotation, biological process: negative regulation of DNA-templated transcription. Lineage: Eukaryota; Metazoa; Chordata; Hyperoartia; Petromyzontiformes; Petromyzontidae. Gene Ontology annotation, molecular function: histone binding; chromatin binding. Gene Ontology annotation, cellular component: nucleus. The record is from RefSeq and is a predicted model, not a curated record.